Messenger RNA from Durio zibethinus, 675 nucleotides. NCBI's taxonomy places the organism in Eukaryota, Viridiplantae, Streptophyta, Magnoliopsida, Malvales, Malvaceae. The record is from RefSeq and is a predicted model, not a curated record.
UAAUAGUCUCACAGGGCACAAUUCCUCAAACACUUGUUAACAUGUCCAAACUAGAGAUCUUGCACUUGGGGAACAAUCAACUACCCGGUCAGAUUCCAUCUUCCAUCGUCAAGAUUUCCUCUUUGAAAGAGAUUCAUCUCCAACAUAAUAGUCUUUCUGGUAGUUUGCCAGAUGAUUUGGGUGUCCAUCUUCCUAAACUUGAGAUACUUGCCUUGGGUGUAAAUGAAUUAUCCGGUUAUUUUCCAUCCAUCAAGUAUAGGCACAUGCGGCAAGCUUCAAAUAUUAGCAUUGUCUACUAAUCAAUUCAAUGGGUUCAUUCCAAGAAAUAUUGGAAAUUUAACACAACUCAAAGGAGUAUAUUUGGGAGUAAAUAACAUAGAAGGUGAAAUUCCUAAGGAAAUUGGUAAUCUUUAUAGUUUAGAGAUAUUAAGUGCAUCAACUAUGAGCCUUACUGGUCAGAUUCCAGCUUUCAUCUUCAACAUUUCUUUUCUGACCAUUGUUUCUCUGACAAAUAAUAGUUUAUCAGGUAGAUUGCCUGAUUAUAUGUGUCAUCAUCUUCCUAAGCUUAAGGGGCUUUACUUAGCUAAGAAUCAAUUAUCUGGCAAUAUUCCAUCAAGUAUAGGCAAAUGCUGCAAUCUGCAGAGUUUGAUAUUAUCUAUAAGUCAAUUCACAUAG